GGAGAGAAACCUUAUGAAUGUAAUGAGUGUGGUAAAGCCUUUGCAGAAAACAGUACUCUCUUAAACCACAAAAGAACACACACUGGAGAGAAACCUUAUGAAUGUACCCAGUGUUGUAAAGCCUUUGCACAAAACAGUCAUCUCAUAAGCCAUAAAAGAAUACACACUGGAGAGAAACCUUAUGAAUGUAAUGAGUGUGGUAAAGCCUUUGCAGAAAACAGUAAUCUCAUACGGCAUAAAAGAACACACACUGGAGAGAAACCU
Molecule: messenger RNA, 264 nt
Organism: Meriones unguiculatus (Mongolian gerbil)
Lineage: Eukaryota; Metazoa; Chordata; Mammalia; Rodentia; Muridae
Product: zinc finger protein 514-like
Exons: 1
Biological process (GO): regulation of transcription by RNA polymerase II
Molecular function (GO): RNA polymerase II cis-regulatory region sequence-specific DNA binding; DNA-binding transcription factor activity, RNA polymerase II-specific
Source: RefSeq, a predicted model, not a curated record